ACAAAUAAGCUUAUGCAUCUGAGCGACUUUCUAAAGCGAUAAACAAACAGAAAAAGAAUUAAAAAAAUUACAGUUAUUGAUGGAGUCUGAGCAGAGGGUACCGCUGAGUGAACAAGAAGAAUGGUCGGACGUAAUUCCGGUGACUCAGAACGACGGCCCCAAUCCGGUGGUUCCGAUUGCAUACUCCGAGGAGUUUUCCGAGACUAUGGAUUAUUUCAGAGCUGUUUAUUUGGCUGAUGAGCGAUCUCCCCGCUCUCUUAAACUCACUGCUCUUGCUAUUCGACUUAAUGCCGGAAACUACACUGUAUGGCAAUUUAGGCGUCUGAUCCUUGAGGCGCUUAAUGUCAACUUGAAUGAGGAGUUGGAUUUUGUUGAUAGCAUUUCCAGCAAUAAUCCCAAGAAUUAUCAGAUAUGGCAUCAUAGGAGGUGGCUUGCUGAGAAGCUAGGAAAAGGAAGUUUGAAUAGAGAACUCGAGUUCACAAGGACUAUAUUCCAGCAAGAUGCAAAGAAUUAUCAUGCUUGGUCUCAUCGACAGUGGGUUCUGCAGAAUCUUGGAGGCUGGGAAAAUGAACUUGCUUACUGCCAGGAACUGCUUGAGGAAGAUGUUUUUAAUAAUUCUGCUUGGAAUCAGCGAUAUUUUGUAGUCACAAAAUCCCCUCUCCUUGGGGGUCUGGAAUCCAUGAGAGAGUCAGAAGUCAGCUACACUGUGGAAGCCAUUAUAGCCAAUCCUGAGAAUGAAAGCCCAUGGAGAUACCUGAGAGGCCUGUACAAAGGUUCCAUGCAAUCAUUAGUGAAUGACCCUCAAGUCUCCUCAGUAUGUCUAAAGGUUUUGACAGCGAACAACUACGUUGUUUUUGCUUUGAGCAUGCUUUUGGAUCUUCUGAGCCUUGGUUAUGAACCGAGCCAAGAGUUGAAGCAUGCGAUAGAUGCUCUAACUCUAGAGACACAGCCACCGGAUUCAGAUAUUGCAAAAACUGUUUGUUCUGUUCUGGAAAAAGUCGAUUUUAUGAGGGUGAAUUACUGGAAGUGGCGGAAGAGUUCACUUCCUGCUCAAACAGUUUAAAUUACAGUAUCGAGCAAAUGAUAUACAGUAUGGAAUUUUCUAUGUUUUGGUCUGGCUGACUAGAGGAGAGAGUCACAUCUUAGAUCUUUGACGUUUAUAAUGGUUAAUCUUCGAUCUAUGCUGCUGUUCCAGCUGGUUUCUAUGUUGUAUGAUGCCUGUUAAAAUAAUAACUUCUAUAUAUUGCUCUA
Molecule: messenger RNA, 1251 nt
Organism: Daucus carota subsp. sativus
Lineage: Eukaryota; Viridiplantae; Streptophyta; Magnoliopsida; Apiales; Apiaceae
Product: protein farnesyltransferase/geranylgeranyltransferase type-1 subunit alpha
Exons: 5
Coding region: 80-1063 (327 amino acids)
Biological process (GO): protein geranylgeranylation; protein farnesylation
Cellular component (GO): cytoplasm; protein farnesyltransferase complex; CAAX-protein geranylgeranyltransferase complex
Molecular function (GO): CAAX-protein geranylgeranyltransferase activity; protein farnesyltransferase activity
Source: RefSeq, a predicted model, not a curated record